This is a messenger RNA of Limanda limanda (common dab), 2009 nucleotides long. It is a transcript of the gene lysmd3, whose product is annotated as LysM, putative peptidoglycan-binding, domain containing 3. Gene Ontology annotation, biological process: Golgi organization. Lineage: Eukaryota; Metazoa; Chordata; Actinopteri; Pleuronectiformes; Pleuronectidae. The record is from RefSeq and is a predicted model, not a curated record. Bases 143 to 1126 code for a protein of 327 amino acids. The transcript has 3 exons. Gene Ontology annotation, cellular component: Golgi apparatus.
AGCAGCUUCAGCAGCAGCUAGCAGCAGCUAGCAGGCAGGUAACAGACCAAGCUGAGGCUGGAGCUAACCCUCUGGGAGAAGCGGGAUGGAUUUCACUCAGCACAACUGAUUGAUCGGCGCUCACUUCUUCCAGUGAAACAAAAUGUCCAGUAGAAGUCAGCACUAUGCAUUCCAGUCAGCCACCAUGGUGCAGCCUGCCAACGGCGGUCAUGCCUAUCUCUUUGGAAACAACGGCUCGGAGAACGACCUGUCGGAGGAGGACAGCGAGAUCUACGAGCUGCGGCCUCGCGGCAGAGAGAGGCUACGGAAGAGCACCUCCAGAGAGAGGAUGGACGACAUUAUCUACCUGAGCAAAGACAUCCAGGAGGGGGACACCCUGAACAGCAUCGCCCUGCAGUAUCAUUGCUCGGUGGCUGACAUUAAGCGUGCCAAUAAUCUCUUGACAGAGCAGGACUUCUUUGCGUUGCGUUCCGUUAAGAUUCCUGUGAGGCGCUUCAGCGUCCUCACAGAGACUCACAGCACCGGGCCUGUCAAAUCGGCCUCGCCCUCAGGAGACGGGCGCCUGCCUCAGAUCUCACCCGUUACCUUUCUCCCUCUCGAGUCCUGCACAGACUCUUCUUCUUCUACCGACAGCGUGGAAGGAUUCCUCCUGGAGAAGGACAAGGACAUUGAGCGGCUGGUGAAAUCCACAGGCCCGUCUCGGAGCAGCCUGAAUGAGGUGGUCUCCUCCUUAACACUGCAACAGCAGCAGCCACUGCUAGCAGACGGAGAGUAUAAACCAGCACCGAGAAAGGACCCUUAUUAUGGAGCAGACUGGGGCAUGAGAUGGUGGAUGGCAGUGGUCAUCAUGCUGGUUGUUGGUAUCAUCACACCUGUGUUUUAUCUGCUGUAUUAUGAGGUUCUUGUGAAAUCUGAUGUCAGCCAUCAUGGCGUCCCUGAACAAGCCAAUGGCAGCAUGCCACAUGGAAAUCUCCAUGGCAAUAAUUUGGACCCUCCUGUUGGAGAAAACAACAAUGCAGGAGCUGGGCCUGGACAUUUGGCUGGAAAUAUGGUUAAAGGAGAUCCCUCAGAACUGGAUGUGGACAAAGCAGGAGACGGUGGACAAGGAGGCCAUGAGAAAACAUAGCAAGGGAUAAUAAUUUUAUAUAUAAAUGUGUUGCUCGCUAAGAGACCUUAUAAAGUGGGUCGAUGCUCGCAUCUUUAAAAGUUUUUAUAGACUAACUACAUCAAUGCAAUCUGACUGACUAAGACAGUCUUUUAUAUGGUUGAGAGACCAGAAAUAAGGGUAAAGGCCACAAAAUUUCCCUGUGUUGGUCCACAGUUUUAUGCUUUUUAACAAGCAACACCUUUGGGCUGAAAACAGAUCCAGCUGUCUCUGCCAGAUGUGUCGCUUUUGACAGACAAAUGUUACAAAAGGUUGAUUUUUUUGGAACCGAUGUUAAGUCUCAGAGUUUGUGUCAUCAGCAAAGCCAGGAGAACCUGUGAUGUUUUUGUCAUCUGGGCUGCUGCAUUUUCAGGAAACUCCACACAAAGACAGAAAAGUCCUCAACCGUUUCCACAGUGAUGAAUCAGUGACCAAACCUUAUGAGGAUCAAUUCUGUGGAUUUAAUUUAACUCCAAAUCCACAAAAUUACUCAGAUUGGUCCAACUGUAUUUGUUUCCAUGAAAGUAUGAAUGUUGCCUUUACGCUCAAUACAGAAUUAAUUUAUUUCCCUAUCAGUAUCAGUACUGGGAGUUCCCCGGAGAGAACUGGGUUUUGUUGAAACAUUUAUUAAAAACUGAUAAGAGCAUGUUGAAGAAAAUGGGAAAAUGCACAGUAUUCCCACAAUGACUCAUACUUGUAAUUAUGUAAUUUCAGACUUUGUUAUAUAGCCCUUUUAUUUCAUCACUGUGUUCAUAUUUUAUGACAAAGCAGUUUGUGUUGUUGACAGUAUGUGCCUUUCAGCCUGUGGAAGAGUGCUACAGGCUGGAUAAUAAAUAAAUCUAUUUUGAAUAAAUUAUUGCCAGUA